This is a messenger RNA of Balaenoptera musculus (blue whale), 4171 nucleotides long. It is a transcript of the gene FIP1L1, whose product is annotated as factor interacting with PAPOLA and CPSF1. Gene Ontology annotation, molecular function: RNA binding. Gene Ontology annotation, cellular component: mRNA cleavage and polyadenylation specificity factor complex. The transcript is spliced from 18 exons. Lineage: Eukaryota; Metazoa; Chordata; Mammalia; Artiodactyla; Balaenopteridae. The record is from RefSeq and is a predicted model, not a curated record. Bases 237 to 1943 code for a protein of 568 amino acids.
AGAGACUCCGUGCUGCUUGGGUGCUGCUGCGCGUGCGCGGGCGCGGGCGGCGCGGCGCCGGAGUCGUGUUCUUUGCCGCCUCCGCCGCCGGGCCAUCUACCCGGGAUUUGAGUCUCGCGCCUUCUUCGUUCGCUCGCCGGGGGUUCGCGCCCCUCUCGAGACCCCGGGCAGCGAGGCUGGGGAAGGGGUUGGAGGGGGCUGUUGAUCGCCGCCUUUAAGUUGUGCUCGGGGCGGCCAUGUCGGCCGGCGAGGUCGAGCGCCUAGUGUCGGAGCUGAGCGGCGGGACCGGAGGGGAUGAGGAGGAAGAGUGGCUCUAUGGCGGCCCAUGGGACGUGCAUGUGCACAGUGAUUUGGCAAAGGACCUAGAUGAAAAUGAAGUUGAAAGGCCAGAAGAAGAAAAUGCCAGUGCUAAUCCUCCAUCGGGAAUUGAAGAUGAAACUCCUGAAAAUGGCGUACCUAAACCGAAAGUGACAGAGACUGAAGACGAUAGUGAUAGCGACAGUGAUGAUGAUGAGGAUGACGUUCAUGUCACCAUAGGAGACAUUAAAACGGGCGCACCACAGUAUGGGAGUUAUGGUACAGCACCUGUAAAUCUUAACAUCAAGACAGGAGGAAGAGUUUAUGGAACUACAGUAGGAACGAAAGUCAAAGGAGUAGAUCUUGAUGCACCUGGAAGCAUUAAUGGAGUGCCACUUUUAGAGGUAGAUUUGGAUUCUUUUGAAGAUAAACCAUGGCGUAAACCUGGUGCUGAUCUUUCUGAUUAUUUUAAUUAUGGGUUUAAUGAAGAUACCUGGAAAGCUUACUGUGAAAAACAAAAGAGGAUACGAAUGGGACUGGAAGUUAUACCAGUUACCUCUACUACAAAUAAAAUUACGGCCGAAGACUGUACUAUGGAAGUUACACCAGGUGCAGAGAUCCAAGAUGGCAGAUUCAAUCUUUUUAAGGUACAGCAGGGAAGAACUGGAAAUUCAGAGAAGGAAACAGCGCUUCCAUCUACAAAAGCUGAGUUUACUUCUCCUCCUUCUUUGUUCAAGACUGGACUCCCACCAAGCAGGAGAUUACCUGGGGCAAUUGAUGUUAUUGGUCAGACUAUAACUAUCAGCCGAGUAGAAGGAAGGCGACGGGCAAAUGAAAACAGCAACAUACAGGUCCUUUCUGAAAGAUCUGCUACGGAAGUAGACAACAAUUUUAGCAAACCACCGCCAUUUUUCCCUCCAGGAGCUCCUCCCACUCACCUUCCACCUCCUCCAUUUCUUCCACCUCCUCCAACUGUCAGCACUGCUCCACCUCUGAUUCCACCACCAGGUAUUCCAAUAACUGUACCACCUCCAGGUUUUCCUCCUCCACCAGGCGCUCCACCUCCAUCUCUUAUACCAACAAUAGAAAGUGGACAUUCCUCUGGUUAUGAUAGUCGUUCUGCACGUGCUUUUCCAUAUGGCAAUGUUGCCUUUCCCCACCUUCCUGGUUCUGCUCCUUCAUGGCCUAGUCUUGUGGACACCAGCAAACAAUGGGACUAUUACUCAAGAAGAGAGAAAGACCGAGAUAGAGAUAGAGACAGAGACCGAGAACGAGAUCGUGAUCGAGACAGAGAAAGAGAACGCACCAGAGAGAGAGAGAGGGAGCGUGAUCAUAGUCCCACGCCGAGUGUUUUCAACAGUGAUGAAGAACGAUACAGAUACAGGGAGUAUGCGGAAAGAGGCUAUGAGCGCCACAGAGCAAGUCGGGAGAAAGAAGAACGACACAGAGAAAGACGACACAGAGAGAAAGAGGAAACCAGACACAAGUCCUCUCGAAGUAAUAGUAGACGUCGCCAUGAAAGUGAAGAAGGAGACAGUCAUAGGAGACACAAGCACAAAAAAUCUAAAAGAAGCAAAGAAGGAAAAGAAGCCGGCAGCGAGCCUGCCCCUGAACAGGAGAGCACCGAAGCCGCACCUGCAGAAUAGGCGUGGUCAUGGCCUUUUGUGUGCGGUAGUGCCGGGAGUAGAUGCUAUAAACCUUCUUGUUUUUCUGGAUGAUGUUUAAGAAAUUUGCCUUUCGUCUUGUUCUGUUUGUUAGUAUGAAAAUUUAACUUUUUUCUUCUAAAAUAAAAGAGUGAAUUUUUCAUGUUAAGUUAAAAAUCUUUGUCUUGUAAUAUUUAAAAAAUAAAAAGACAGUAAUGACUUUGUAUCGAAGAAAGUAAUGAGUCACUCAGCAGGGAAUUUAAAGAGCUAUGUUUAGCUGUGUACAUAAUAUCUGAUUGAUUGAUAAAGGUCAAGGGUUCCCUCUUGGCCAGUUUCCUUGAGUUAGUUAGUUAGUUAGUUAAUCAAAUACCAGUCUCUUAAGAAGCUGCACUGCAAAAUGCAUCAAAAUGCACCUCUGAGUCGUCUUGAGAUUAAAACUAGUCAGUCUUUCUUUUAUCAUCACUGCUGUGGCACUGUUGCUUUGCAUCUUAAAGAACUCCUCAUACAGUUUUGAUACUGCAACUUUUUGAUAGCAGGUUUUCAGUGUUCUAAAAUUUGGGUUCAUGGUGAAACAACUAAAGGGGAACUUUUCUAUCCAAAGUAAUAAAAUCUAACGGUAUUUGGGUGGCCUGUGAAAUAACUUGCCCUAAAUGUAGUUUCUGGCAGGCACAUGGACAAAUACUCGUCACUGUGACACAAAUUUGAAUUGCCUCAAUGCCAUCUUUUAUGAGCUAGGUCAAGCUGGUUUGGCCUUUCUUGAUGCUUCUUCCAAGGCUCAUUGGUUGAGCAGCACGUAGAGUUUGUAUACAGUUACUAGCUAUACUGUGAAUAAAAAUAAAUAAGAGCCUUAGAUUAGUCAUUUCCCAUUACAUUUAAGAAAGUACAAGUUUAUAUAAUUCUGUGAACAUUUUUAGGGAUAGCCCUUAGAAGGUAUUUGUCAGUGAUGGUAGCAACAUGGUUUUGAAAGAAUGAAUUACUAGGAACUUUUAAAUAGUGAUAAUAGAAAUGAACUUAGUAUCACAUACUAAAAGACAGCUAUAUAAUUUUUGAAAAAUAUUUAUUUCUCAUUUGAUGAACAUUUUUCAGCAAUGCACUUUUAAAAUCCUCUGUCUGGAAAUUGUUUUUAAAAUGCCCAUAAUGUGCCCUUUGCAGACCUCAGCAUAUACCAGAUUUUAAUUUAACUGUAUGAUUUGAAUUCAGUGGGGGCAUACAAACCAUGUCAGCUGUUUAAGAGCUUUUUAUUGAAUAGAAAAAUAUAAACUUAAAGUUCAGAGUAAUGAGAAAUGCUCCACACUGAGUAAAAACUAUUAGUAAUGUUUAUAUUUUGAGAAUUAUAUUUUCUGAGGUGUAAUUGGCUUUUCAUUAGAUCCUUUUUCUGACAUUAAAGUUUAUAUUUUUACAUUGUAGCCUUCAAAUGCAAAAAUUGACAAGAUAAAUAGAUUGUUUCAACUUAGCUUAUUUGUGAUUUCCUGUUUUUCUAUGACCCAUCACUGAUUCUAUAAAAAAGUGCCAGGCCAAGAAGCAAUGGUGAGAGUAAUUUUUCCUUUAAGUUCUUUUAGCAUCCUUGCCAAGCAAGCAUGUAUCAUUCCUGAUGUACUUCUGCCAUUGACAGCAAGAAGAAUAUCACCACAUCUAAAAAAAAAUAAAUAAGGCACAUGAUUAACAUUUUGAGCCACGGCUGAAGUUAAUGCAAGUUUCUGUGGUGGUCCUAGUUUUUGCUUCAUCUGUCAGUUUUAGUCAUAUUAUCAAUACUUCUAAUUAAGGUUCUCCCUACACCCCUCACUUAAAUUCUUCAAAUUCUAUCGUUCAGCUUGUUUUAGAAAGAAUGCUAAAAGUAUAGGAAGUUGCUGUAUGGGACCAAGAGUUAACAAAUCAUUUUGGAUUUCUUAGAAAUGGAAUGCUGCAUAAAUGUUUUAAAUUUCUUACCAAUAAAAAAAGAUACAAUAAAUAGGUGCCUUAUUUCAAAUGGGGCCAGGCUUUUUGCACGUAUAAAACACAAUCUUUGAAUAUAAGUUUUUUGUUAAGUAGUCAUUAUUAUUACCUGAUUCUUCCAUCGUUGUAUGCUGGUGUUCCUUCAACAAUGGAUUUGAUAAAAAAAGGUUUGUUCCCAUUGUAUUCUUCAUAACCUCCUACAAUGCAGAAGCCCAGACUUCCAGCUGUGUUUCUUCGCAGUAUAACAUCUUUACAGUUGUACAGGUACCUGAAAUAGAACGAAAUCAAUGUAAAUGCAC